CCCCCUUGCUGCUGCUGCUGCUGCUGUGGGGAGUUCUGAGCUGGGUGCUGGGGCCGGGCCGGCGCCAGGCACAGACACUUCGGCCCUUGUUGGGAGAACAGAGAGAGGCUCUCUUGUCCACGGCCUGUCCUCUGGCUCCAACUGUCGGUUCUUCCAGUGGCCUCUCCUCAGGCUGCACAGAGCCCACCUGAUCGCUGCCAUAGAAUGGACUCUAGCCGGGCUGGGAUGCCCAGUCCUCCGCCCUCAAGGGCCAAUGGGAACAUCAACCUGGGACCUUCAGCCAACCCAAACGCCCGGCCCACCGACUUUGACUUCCUGAAAGUCAUUGGCAAAGGGAGCUAUGGGAAGGUCCUGCUGGCCAAGCACAAGUCUGAUGGGAUGUUCUACGCAGUGAAGGUGCUGCAGAAAAAGUCCAUCUUGAAGAAGAAAGAGCAGAGCCACAUCAUGGCGGAGCGCAGUGUGCUGCUGAAGAACGUACGACACCCCUUCCUUGUGGGCCUGCGCUACUCCUUCCAGACGUCUGAGAAGCUCUACUUCGUGCUGGACUAUGUCAACGGGGGAGAGCUCUUCUUCCACCUGCAGCGGGAACGCCGGUUCCUGGAGCCCCGGGCCCGGUUCUACGCCGCCGAGGUGGCCAGUGCCAUUGGCUACCUGCACUCCCUCAACGUCAUUUACAGGGAUCUGAAACCAGAGAACAUUCUCUUGGACUGCCAGGGACAUGUGGUGCUGACGGAUUUUGGCCUCUGCAAGGAAGGGGUAGAGCCUGAGGAGACCACGUCCACAUUCUGUGGCACCCCUGAGUACUUGGCUCCAGAAGUUCUUCGUAAAGAGCCUUAUGAUCGGGCAGUGGACUGGUGGUGCUUGGGGGCCGUUCUUUACGAGAUGCUGCAAGGCCUGCCACCAUUCUACAGCCAAGACAUGUCCCAGAUGUAUGAGAACAUUCUGCACCAGCCGCUGCAGAUCCCUGGGGGCCAGACUGUGGCUGCCUGCGACCUCCUGCAAGGCCUUCUCCACAAGGACCAGAGGCAGCGGCUGGGCUCCAAAUCAGACUUUCUUGAGAUAAAGAAUCAUGUAUUCUUCAGCCCCAUAAACUGGGAUGACUUGUAUCACAAGAGGCUGACUCCACCCUUCAACCCAAAUGUGGCAGGACCUGCUGACUUGAAACACUUUGACCCCGAGUUCACCCAGGAAGCUGUUUCAAAGUCCAUUGGCUGCACUCCUGACACUGUGGCCAGUAGUUCUGGGGCCUCCAGUGCCUUCCUGGGAUUUUCCUAUGCACCAGAGGAUGAGGCCAUCCUGGACUACUAGAAGAGAACCGUUCCUAGCACUGGUGUAACCACUGAAGACAGCUGCUUCUUGCCCCAGAAAUAACAGGGGAUGGUGCUGGAAAAUACACCAAUGACACUAACACUGACCUACUGAAAUUCCAAGCUGUAUCAGGAAGAGUUACUGUUACCCUAUGACAUGUGCUGAGAACUUUGAAAGAAACGCUCUGAUUUGGUUUCCAUCAUAAUAGCCACGGUUAAUUGACAAAUGUGGAACAUGAUGGAGAGGCCCAUUCCCCCAACUUCCCAAAGCAAAAAAGCAAGAGUGUAAUCGCCAGUUACGUGAUAGUACUGUCAAAAGUACACAACAUCCCAUUAUGGGUUGUGAAACACAUAAUGCUUCCAUGUGGUCUAAGAUUGUAAAAUCACAAAAUUUUCACCAGGAUAGAAAAUAAAAAUGGAGAACUAUGA
This is a messenger RNA of Lutra lutra (Eurasian river otter), 1736 nucleotides long. RefSeq names its product serum/glucocorticoid regulated kinase 2 (gene SGK2). The coding region runs from base 205 to 1308 and encodes 367 amino acids. Gene Ontology annotation, molecular function: protein serine/threonine kinase activity; ATP binding. The transcript has 14 exons. NCBI's taxonomy places the organism in Eukaryota, Metazoa, Chordata, Mammalia, Carnivora, Mustelidae. The record is from RefSeq and is a predicted model, not a curated record. Gene Ontology annotation, biological process: protein phosphorylation.